UCUGGGCAUCUGUGGGGCAUUUUUAGUUGUCACAGUGGUCGUCCGAUGUUACCGCAGCAUUUAGUGACUGAGGACCGAGGCUGCUAAACAUUACAUAGGGCAGAUGUGUCCCACAUCCCGUGACUUUUGGAUAUCCGUUCAGACAUCCAUACAGGUAAAAAAAAAAAAAAAAAAAAAAUCCGUUUAUACAUUUCUGAGCCCAGGAUCUGCUUUGUGCAUAUUAUAAGGCUCCCUUUGCUUCUUUUUUUCUUUUCUCCCCAGUGUUGGGGAAACUGGGUCAUAGGGUCCUGUAGACUGUCCCACAUUCUGGACUUGGCUCCUGGCACCCUCGUGGUGUCCAUUCACCGGCAACUCUAUCCUCCUGUUUUGUGAAAGCUGGUGAUCACACUGUGAGGCUUGAUCAGAUUCAGAUUCUUUUUUUUUUGCAGCGAAGCAGUUGAGUGUGAGAUUUAGAGACGGUGCAGCAAGCCUCCUGUCGCCUCACUGAGGGGCCGGGAGGGGCUGCUCGUGUCCCUCUUUCAGCGUUAGGAAUGUUGGGGGCUCUGGAGGUGCCCGCCUCAUCCCUCCCCCGCAAAAUUCCUCGUCGAUCUUGCAGUUGAGUUUUGGCAGCGGUAGACCCGCAGAGCCUGGCCGGCUGACGUACCAUUAGGGGAUUCUCGUUUUUUGAAAGAAGGGAAAGGGGGAAGAGUUGGUAUUCGCCAGGUGUUUUCCAAGAUCCUGGCCUGCCUGGUUUCGAAUUCUAGCUUCUCUGACUGCCUAGCUGUGUGCCCUUGAGCAAGUUACUUCACCUGUCUGUGCCUCGGUAUCCCCCUCUGCACCGUAGCACUGCUGAGAGGGUCGACCUCCCCGAAUUGUGAGGAUGGAAUGAGAUUGAUAGACCACGUAAAUGCUACCGGUGUUGCCAAAAUAAAUAAAAGCAGGACCCUGAGAGGACUGAAUCGGGAAGAGCCUGGCCCCGCGGGACGCGAUCCUCCUCCUCCUCCUCCUCCUCCUCCUCCUCCUCCUCCUCCUCCUCCUCUUCCUCCUCCUCCUCCUCGGGUCAGUCUUCCUGGCCAGCUUCCCGGCAGUCACGUGGGGAGGGAGGAGGCCGGGCUCCGGGCACACCUGGCUCCCCAGGCCCAGCCGCCCCGCUCCCUUACGGCUCUGGAAGGCCAGGUAGAUCCUGGGCGGAGUUUUCCGGACAGAGGGCUGGAAGUUCAGAUUUCUGAGUAAGGAGUCGACCUCAGGGGAGGGAGCACCCUGAUCUGCUCGCUGAGCAACCACGUCGGCGGCUCCCCGGAUUCCUGCAGCCAGAACCAGCCAUGCUCAGCAGUCAGGCGCCUUUCUUCUUCCCCAUGGCCCACUUCAUCCUCUUUGUCUUCACGGCUUCCACCAUAUUUCACCUUCAGCAGCGGCUAUCGAAGAUUCGCCCCACAUGGGACUUCGAGACGCUGGAUUUGGCGAGGACGGAACACCCCACGAGCCAGCCGCCCAGGGGCAUGUGGACUGAGAUGCUGGUUUGGGCGAGGACGGAACACCCCACGAGCCAGCCGCCCAGGGGCAUGUGGACUGAGAUGCUGGUUUGGGCGAGGACGGAACACCCCACGAGCCAGCCGCCCAGGGGCAUGUGGACGAUCAACGCCAUCGGCCGCCUGGGGAACCAGAUGGGGGAGUACGCCACCCUGUACGCCCUGGCCAAGAUGAACGGGCGGCCGGCCUUCAUCCCGGCCGAGAUGCACAGCACGCUGGCCCCCAUCUUCCGAAUCAGCCUCCCGGUCCUGCACGGCGCCACGGCCAGCAGGAUCCCGUGGCGGAACUACCGCCUGAACGACUGGAUGGAGGAGCGCUACCGCCACAUCCCGGGGGAGUACGUGCGCCUCACCGGCUACCCCUGCUCCUGGACCUUCUACCACCACCUGCGAGGCGAGAUCCUGCGGGAGUUCACCUUGCACGACCACGUGCGGGAGGACGCCCAGAAGUUUCUGCGGGGCCUGCAGGUGAAUGGGAGGCAGCCGAGCACCUUCGUGGGGGUCCACGUGCGCCGGGGGGACUACGUGCAUGUCAUGCCGCAGGUGUGGAAGGGCGUGGUCGCCGACCGGGGCUACCUAGAGCAGGCCCUGGACUGGUUCCGGGCCCGCUACGACUCCCCCAUCUUUGUGAUCUCCAGCAACGGCAUGGCCUGGUGUCGGGAGAACAUCAACGCCUCCCGGGGGGACGUGGUGUUCGCCGGCAAUGGCAUAGAGAACUCCCCCUCCAAGGACUUCGCGCUGCUCACGCAGUGUAACCACACCGUCAUGACCAUUGGGACGUUCGGGAUCUGGGCCGCCUACCUCGCGGGGGGAGAGACCAUCUACCUGGCCAAUUACACCCUGCCCGACUCCCCCUUCCUCAAAGUCUUUAAGCCAGAGGCAGCCUUCCUGCCGGAAUGGAUUGGGAUCAACGCAGACCUCUCCCCACUACUCAAGCACUGAUGUGUCAUGCCUCCAAGACAAGUUCCCAAGGCUCAAGGAGCAUAUGGUUACAUGUACCAGGACACUUCCGUCUUGCAUCGGAAGUCACUGACUUAUUUAAACAACCUAUUUAUGUGUCUCAUACAACAGGGCCAGAGGUUGGUGCAUCUCUGGGGUUAGUUAAGUCAGCAGCCCAGCAAUGUCAUCGGUGACCCCGGUUCCAUCCAUCUUGUUUAACUGCCAUCAACUCCUCUCAGACUGGCUCCCUCAUGGUCCCAGAAGGGCUGCCACAUAGCCGGGGGGUCACAUGCAGACAACCUCUUCAUGAGAAAGCAAAAAAGAGCUUCGUUCUUGGGUCCCUUUUGAAGAGUGAGAGAAAGAUUCCAAAGCCCUCCAGCCACUGCUUCUACCCCUCCCACCCCCGCAUAUCUCAUUGACCGGAAGUGUGUCACAUGCCCACGUGACCCAUUAUAGGGCAAGGUGAAUAAGACCCUGGGAUUGGCUUAGCUUCAGAUCAAUAAAUCUUUGCCCCCUCCAGCUGGGGAGUUGAUCAGCCUCCUCUGAAAGACGUGGAGGCUUGCAGAAAGAAAAUGGGUGCUCUUGAAGUCUUUUUUUUUUUUUUAAGAUUUUAUUUAUUUAUUUGAGAGAGAAUGAGAGAGAGCACAUGAGAGGGGGGAGGGUCAGAGGGAGAAGCAGACUCCCUGCCGAGCAGGGAGCCCGAUGCGGGACUCAAUCCAGGGACUCCAGGAUCCUGACCUGAGCCGAAGGCAGUCGCUUAACCAACUGAGCCACC
Messenger RNA from Mirounga angustirostris (Northern elephant seal), 3222 nucleotides. It is a transcript of the gene FUT2, whose product is annotated as fucosyltransferase 2 (H blood group). NCBI's taxonomy places the organism in Eukaryota, Metazoa, Chordata, Mammalia, Carnivora, Phocidae. Gene Ontology annotation, biological process: carbohydrate metabolic process. Gene Ontology annotation, molecular function: galactoside 2-alpha-L-fucosyltransferase activity. Bases 1302 to 2450 code for a protein of 382 amino acids. The transcript is spliced from 2 exons. Gene Ontology annotation, cellular component: membrane. The record is from RefSeq and is a predicted model, not a curated record.